Messenger RNA from Symbiodinium natans, 1632 nucleotides. The record is from the annotation of a GenBank genome assembly. NCBI's taxonomy places the organism in Eukaryota, Dinophyceae, Suessiales, Symbiodiniaceae.
AUGUUGCAAGAGCUUCGAAGUCGCAGUUCUGCGGCCGGUUGUACGGCCAACGAACAACUGUUGCAGUGGUUGAAGAGUGUGUUAUACUCGGCUGCUGACGCUGGCUUCGAAUGCUGCCAUGGUUGGAUUGGCGAAGGGAAUGACUCGAAUGACCGAAAGGGAAUAAAAGCAUCACACAACCUCGAAGGACUCCGAGGCUGGCAGUUCUCCGGUUCUUCCACGGCGGAGAUGCUGGAUCAUUGUCUUCGAUCAUUGGGGUUUACCCGCUUUCAUAUUCAAGUUCAACUCAGCCAUAAUUAUCACUUUCAUGGCAACUGCCGUAAUUUUAUUAAUGUCGGCCUCCUCGAGCGCAGCGCAGUCGUGUUUUGGGUUUCGUGGGCCCCAGAGCCGAUGACGAAGCAGCUGCUCUCAGAGCUUCAGGAGGAGACCGCGAUCACACGCGUGGGGGCGAAGAAUGUCAAGAGUUGGCUGCAGCAGAAGUCGGGCGAGUUCGUGCACUUGUGCCGAGAUGCUGCACGCGAAGGCAAAGAAGAGACAUCCAUGCAAAUUUGGACAGGGCCAAACUGGACAAUAGUCCAAGAAGCAAGGGCGACCGAGCUAGCGGAACCAGGCGUAGCUUGGGAUGUCGAUUGCGAAGUGCUUGCGCCGUUGCUGGAAGCGCAACUGAAGCGCUUCCAUCUUCCCACGUGUAGCGCAACGAAGUGCCGGUUCAGCAGCUCACAGCUCCUUGCUGUGACGAAUGGCCCUUCUGGUCACAAGCUGCUUGGGAAGGGCGCGCACGGAAUUGAGGUGCGGGCCAGUUGGACGCCGAACGCAGCCGAAGCUUCCAUGGUCGCCCCCCAGGCGUCUUUCGUGCCAUUGCCGCGGCCCACGGUCAAUUCUGCACCACGCGGUCGGAGGUCGCACCAGCGUUGGGCGGACGGCCUCGAAAGUGUUGAUGCAGGACGCCGCGACUUCUUCCCAGCCGGUUGGGUGCCCAGCAAAGCUGUCGCGGAGUCGAUCCAGACCUUGGGCUACAGCCCGUUGCAGUGCGGCUCCGUGAUGCAGAGGGCAAGCGCAAUUGCAGAAGAGUUGCGAGAGAUGGGCAUGGGCUACAUGAGCAUGGAGCAUUCAGCGGCCGUCUUGGCGUACACACAAGAGGAGGACCCGUGCCUCUACAUGAAGCUCAACGCCGCGAUGCGCUCCCAAGAUCCCCAGGAUGAGAGGAGGCUGAAGGUCUACCUGGACUACAUCUACCAUCUCACCGAGGCCCUCGCCCUCUUGCCGGCGUAUGCAGGGGCGGCCUACCGUGGUACAAGCAUCUUCUUCAAGAGUGGCUUGUACGAAGUCGGCAAGAAGAUCACCUGGCAGGCCUUCACCUCCACGACCCGGGACCAGCUCGCGGCCAUCAGCUUCCUCCAGUGUGAGUCCAGGAAGCUGUCGGGGACACUUUUCGUGCUGGAGGUGAAGUCCGGUAGGAGAGUGGAAGCAAUCAGCGAGUUCGUGGAAGAGAAGGAAGUGCUCGUGAGCUACAACUCGUUUUGGGAGGUUACCAAGAUCGUGACCUCCCCGGCGGAGAAAGCAGAGCUUUGCGACGACUUGAGUGCCUAUAACUUGUCGGACUUGGACGUCUACUGCUUGAAGCAGUUGUAG